CUUUGUGACUGCGACGAGACGGAAGGGAAUAUAGGUUGCACACUUGUCUGGUUACAUGACCUGAUCAGGGAGCAUAUAACAAGAGCCCUCUGACCUGCUGUCCGUCCAAAUAACAUGAGCACUGGUUCCAAAUGUCUGUGGCUACAGGACGAGUGUUUGCCGGUCUCAUCCGCGCUGCUGGCGGUGGAAAACAAUUCAGAUACCCCGAGACAUGGAGCCGGAGUGUCAUCGGUGCCAGGUUGCUAACGCAGAGCUGCCCGAGGCUGUCAAGAGACAAGAAAACUCAACUGGAAGAUGAGAAAGUCAAUAAUGAACCCAUCAAGUUCUCCAGCAGUAAGGCCAGCUACAAGGUGUGGAAGGUGGACAGGGGCAUGGGAAGUCAGUUCGAGCGACCGCUGUGGAAAGUCCUGCCCGUCAGUGUGGUGUGCAUCGCCUUCCUUCUGUGGUGCGUUCUGAGAGAUGAAAAGGAAGUGGACGAAUUGCUUGGCAAGCAGCUGAACGUGCAGCUUCCCGGACUUCUCCCGGAUGAAGAGGAACCAUCUCAAAAUAAACCCAGUUGAAAUCAAAUGGACUCAUGCUGUAAAUAUGAUAGUAUUUAUUUUCAAAUGAUCUGCAUUUGAAGGUGCUUUGUCACAGAAGCAGUGUCAUGUUUUCAUUGAUGCGUAUUGCCUUUUAUUAAGAUAAUUGUAUUGUGAACUAACUGUUCAAACGUGACCUUGAUACAGCUUUUAUCUGGUGUGUGCCUUUCAUUUCUACUUUGUAUUUGGGAAUAGAGUUGGAACACAAAGUAGAUUAAAAAUAUUUCAUAUUAAAAUGAGUUCUCAAAAAAUGUGACACCAUAUUUUAGUUAUUUUAUAUUGUUGCUGU
This is a messenger RNA of Synchiropus splendidus (mandarinfish), 867 nucleotides long. RefSeq names its product protein ccsmst1 (gene uqcc4). The transcript is spliced from 2 exons. The record is from RefSeq and is a predicted model, not a curated record. Bases 132 to 560 code for a protein of 142 amino acids. NCBI's taxonomy places the organism in Eukaryota, Metazoa, Chordata, Actinopteri, Syngnathiformes, Callionymidae.